This is a messenger RNA of Cyprinus carpio (common carp), 6599 nucleotides long. RefSeq names its product Down syndrome cell adhesion molecule a (gene dscama). Lineage: Eukaryota; Metazoa; Chordata; Actinopteri; Cypriniformes; Cyprinidae. Gene Ontology annotation, cellular component: plasma membrane; axon. Gene Ontology annotation, biological process: homophilic cell-cell adhesion; axon guidance; dendrite self-avoidance. The record is from RefSeq and is a predicted model, not a curated record. The transcript has 33 exons. Gene Ontology annotation, molecular function: cell-cell adhesion mediator activity.
GUGAUGCUCUGGUGCUGAUGCUGAGCUCUGGAGUGAUCAGUGCAGCAGGGGAAGAUGCGCGUGCUUGCUGACUGCUGGACGGUGCGAGGUGGUGAAGAGGGAUGUUGCUCUGAGUACAGCUAACGGCCAUCAUCUCGAUCCAUUUACGCGCUGGAGUUUCAGAGCUUUUUCUUUUUCCUUUCUUUUUUCGUUCUUUUCCUUUCUUUUCCGUAAAAGUUUCGACUCAUUAAUAAUUACGUGGAUUUACUUUCCCGCGGUUUUAUCCCUCGUACGCGGCUACACCUGUGCGCAGUGCCCUCAGUAAGCGCGCGCUCUGACUCAGCAUCGCACCUGACUGCCGCUCGCUCACCGUGUCGCGCUGCAGCUGGAUCUCAGCUCGGAGACAAUCAGCCCCGGAACGCACGCUUCAUAUGCAUCCCUUCCGCUGGAACUACUAAGUACAGAUAUCCAUAUUCCUGCGCAACGGCUGUUUCUGGGGGAAAAGUGUGCAGUGGGCAAAGAAAAAUCUUAGUUUGGAGAUUGAAAGGAGCGGGGCAUGUGGAUAUUGGCCAUCAUCUUUUUCCAGUGCAUUUUGAAUGUUCUCAGUGAAGACCUACAUUCCAGCUUGUAUUUUGUCAAUGCAUCUCUGCAAGAGGUAGUGUUCGCCAGCACCACGGGGACUCUGGUUCCCUGUCCUGCAGCAGCGGUGCCACCCGCUACCCUGCGCUGGUAUCUGGCCACCGGCGAGGAGAGCUACAAUGUCCCAGGGAUCCGCCAUGUCCAUCCAAACGGCACUCUCCAGAUCUUCCACUUUCCUCCGUCCAGCUUUAGCAAAGUGAUCCACGACAACACUUACUAUUGCACAGCGGAAAAUCCUUCAGGGAAAAUUAGAAGCCAAGAUGUUCAUAUUAAGGCCGUCUUACGAGAGCCCUAUACGGUCCGUGUGGCGGACCAGACCGCGAUGAGAGGAAGUGUAGCGGUCUUCAAGUGCAUUAUUCCUUCCUCAGUGGAGAACUACAUCACUGUUGUGUCAUGGGAGAGAGACACCGUACCACUCGUCUCAGGGGCUCGAUUUCUCAUAACGUCCACGGGGGCCCUGUACAUCUUGGAUGUGCAGAAGGAGGACGAAUUAUUCAACUACCGCUGCAUGACGAGACAUCGCUACACAUCUGAGACCAGACAGAGCAACAGUGCACGCCUAUUUGUGCCAGAUCCUACAAACUCUGCGCCUGCGAUCCUCGAUGGGUUCGAGAAGCGGGAGGUCAUGGCAUCCCACAGAGUGGAGCUCCCAUGCAAGGCCUCUGGACACCCGGCACCAAAAUACCGUUGGCUGAAAAACAACAGACCGCUAGAAUCAGACUCCCGUUUCCGUCAGAGUGUAACGGGCCUGCUGAUCGAGAGAACCCAGCCCAGUGACACAGGCAGCUACAUGUGUGAAGUGUGGAACAGCUAUGGAAACGCAGAGGUCAUAGGUCGUCUCACGGUAAAAGAACCUCUUAAAGUGGUGGCCAGUCCGCGAAAGGUGAAAGGCAGUGUGGGUAGCCAAGUGUCACUAACCUGCAGCGUUACUGGCUCGGACGAGUACGAGCUCUCGUGGUACCGCAAUGGCGACAAGAUCAACACCGGCACCAAUGUGCAGAUGAACGGGAUCAAUAAGGAGUACCUUGUGAUGGACGGGAUGGCGAAGAGCGAUGGAGGAGUAUACCAGUGCUUCGCCAGGAAGGCUAAAAUGUCAGCUCAGGAUUUUGUGCAAGUCAUUUUAGAAGAUGGAACCCCUAAGAUCCUGUCCGCCUUCAGUGAGAAAGUUGUUGGUCCGAAUGAGUUUGUCUCCCUGAUGUGUCACGUCAAGGGAACUCCACAGCCUGCCGUCACCUGGACGUUGGAUGAUGACGUUGUCACGAAGGACAGUCGGCACCGCAUCGGUCACAGCAUAACGGCAGAGGGGAACGUGGUCAGCUACCUGAAUGUCUCCCACACCCAGGUCCGGGACAGUGGGGUCUAUCGCUGCACCUGUAACAACUCGGCGGGGACGGUCUCCUACCAGGCUCGAAUAAACGUAAGAGGUCCUGCUGACAUACGACCAAUGAAAAACAUCCCAGUGAUUGGCUACCCAUAUUACUCCAUCAAAUGGUACAAGAACUCCAACCUUCUCCCUUUUAAUGACCGUCAGCGGGCGUUUGAGAACAAUGGCACGCUGAAGCUGCUGAAUGUGCAAAAAGAACUGGACGAAGGAGAGUACAGCUGCCAUGUGCUGGUUCAGCCCCAGCUUUUUUUGAAGAAGAGGGUCCGUAUAAAUGUGUUGCCUCCCUUCAUCCAGCCUUUCGAAUUUCCACGUUAUUCCAUCGGCCAUCGCGUCUUCGUGCCCUGCGUUGUGCGCUCAGGUGACCUUCCCAUCUCUAUCACCUGGGAGAAGGAUGGAAAGCCCAUUAACGCCAGCCUGGGGGUGACCAUCGACAACAUCGACUUCACCAGCUCCUUGCGGAUCUCCAACCUCCAGCGAGUGCACAACGGCACAUAUACUUGCAUUGCCCAAAACGAUGCUGCCGUCGUCAAAUACCAGAGUCAGCUCAUUGUUAGAGUUCCACCAAGAUUCAAAGUGCAGCCUCAAGACCAGGAUGGAAUCUACGGUAAAUCUGUCAUCUUGAACUGCUCUGCGGAUGGAGAGCCGCGGCCGACUAUUGAGUGGAAGUACUCAAAAGGAUGUCUUCAUUUUUUUUUGUGGGUGGUGGUGGUGUGCCAGUUUUUAAACAUAGCUCUAAACUCGGGCUUCAGGGUCCAGCUGCUCGGGAAUGGCUCACUGCUGAUUAAGCACGUUCUUGAGGAGGACGCAGGUUAUUACCUGUGCAAGGUCAGCAAUGACGUGGGAGCCGAUGUCAGCAAGUCCAUGUACCUCAACGUGAAAAUUCCGGCCAUGAUAACAUCAUAUCCCAACAACUCACUGGCAACGAAAGGAGAGAAGAUAGAGAUGAGCUGCAAGGCUCAUGGUGAGAAGCCCAUCAUGGUUAGAUGGGAGAAGGAGGUGGAAAAGGAGAAGCAGUCACACAUGAUCAAUCCAGACAUGUGGCGGCACACGGUAACAGUCAAGAACGUCGGUGAAGAGGUCGUCUCCACCCUUCAGAUCUAUCCAACAAUGAGAGAGGAUUCUGGGUUCUUCUCCUGUCAUGCCAUUAACUCCUAUGGUGAAGACAGAGGCAUCCUUCAGUUAACAGUUCAGGAGCCACCAGAGCCUCCUAAAGUGGAGAUUCGUGAGGUGAAAGAGAGGACCAUCGCCCUCCGCUGGACCAUGGGAUUCGAUGGGAACAGUCCCAUCACCGGCUACGAUAUUGAGUGCAAAAAUAAAACAGAAACUUGGGAACGAGCUCGCAGGACCAGAGACGUUUCUCCAACUCUAAACCAGGCCACUAUCAUAGAACUUCACCCUUCAUCCACCUACAACAUCCGUAUGUUCGCCAAGAACCACAUUGGCGACAGUGAACCCAGCAAUGAGCUCACAGUAACCACAGAUGAAGCAGAUCCUGAAGGACCACCCCAAGACGUCACGCUGGAAGCCAUCACCUCCCAAAGCAUAAAAGUUACAUGGAAGGUACCGCUGAAACAUCUCCAGAAUGGCGUGAUCAGGGGGUAUCAGGCGUGCCAUCGAGAGCACUCCAUCAACGGCAGUCACCAGUUCGUCUGCAUCAGUAUGGAGGCCACGGGAGAGACCGAAUCCCUGAGCCUCAACAACCUGAAGAAGUUCACAGAGUAUGAGGUGGUGGUGCAGGCCAGUAACAGUGCUGGUCCGGGACCUGCUUCCAGUGAGGUCCGGGCUACAACAAUGGAGGAUGUACCCAGCAGAGCUCCAGAGAAGGUUGUGGCCACCGCUGCUUCCCCUGAGAGCAUAUCUUUGUCCUGGCAGACUCUGUCCAGGGAAGCUCUCAACGGCGUUCUGCAGGGUUUCCGUAUCAUCUACUGGGCCAAUCUACCAGACGGAGAACUAGGGGAAAUCAAAAACGUCACUACACAGAAGGCCCAGCUGGAGCUGGAGGGUCUGGAGAAAUACACCAACUACAGUAUCCAAGUUCUGGCCUUCACCAGAGCAGGAGAUGGAGUACGCAGCGACCAGAUCUACAUCCGCACCAAAGAGGAUGUGCCAGGUCCACCCGGCGGGGUGAAGGCAGCUGCAGCCUCCAGCUCUGUGGUGUAUGUUUCUUGGCUCCCUCCGCUGAAGCUGAAUGGCGUCAUUAGGAAAUACACAGUCUUCUGUUCCAGCUCGUAUCCCACGGUGGUCAGUGAGUUUGAAGUGGCCCCAGAUGAAUUCCUGCACCGGGUUCACAAUCUCAGUCGCAACAGGAAGUACAGUAUCUGGGUGAUGGCGGUGACUGCGGCCGGCCGGGGGAACAGCAGUGAUGUCAUCACCGUGGAACCUCUGGCCAAAGCUCCUGCCAAAAUCCUCACCUUCAGUGGUACUGUUACAACACCGUGGAUGAGGGAUGUUGUUUUACCCUGCAGGGCGGUCGGAGACCCGCCUCCUGCCAUUAAAUGGCUGAAAGAGAGCGGGAGCCCGGCCCCUGCGAUCAUUGAUGGAAGACGCAGUAUCCAUGGAAAUGGCAGCUUCGUCAUUAAGACCGUGAAAGCAGAGGAUUCUGGGUAUUACACGUGUGUCGCCAGCAAUAACUGGGGAACGGACGAAAUAAUUCUGAACCUUCAGGUUCAAGUCCCCCCUGACCAACCUCGACUCACUGUGACCAAGACAACCAUCACAUCCAUUACUGUGUCCUGGAUACCAGGAGACAACGGUGGGAGCUCCAUUAGAGGAUAUAUUCUGCAAUACUCAGAGGACAACAGUGAGAAGUGGGGAAGUAUUUCCAUUAGUCCUAGCGAGCGUUCCUACCGUCUGGAGAACCUCAACUGUGGCACCUGGUACAAGUUCACGCUAACGGCCCAGAAUGCUGUUGGUCCAGGCCGAAUCAGUGAGAUAAUUGAAGCAAAGACUCAUGGGAAAGAGCCACAGUUCUCCAAAGAGCAGGAGCUGUUUAAUAGCAUUAAUGGAACAUGUGUCAAACUCAACCUGAUUGGCUGGAAUGAUGGCGGUUGUCCAAUCACCUCCUUCACUCUGGAAUACCGUCCAUUGGACAGCGCCGUGUGGACCAAAGUCAAGCACACGUCUAUCACAAAGAACUUCAACCUCCAGGACCUGCAGGAAGCCACUUGGUACGAACUGCAGAUGAAGGUGUACAACAGCGCGGGGUUGGCUGAGAAACGUGUCAAAUUUGCUACUUUGAACUACGACGGCAACACCAUUCCUCCGCUGGUGAAGACGGCGGUGAACAACCCGGUGAAGAAAACCAGCAACGAGGGGAUGAAGAUGAUGGUGACGAUCUCUUGCAUUUUGGUGGGAAUGGUGCUGCUCUUCGUCCUGCUGAUGGUGCUGAGGAGGAGGAGGAGAGAGCAGAGGCUGAAGCGGCUCAGGGAUGCAAAGAGUUUGGCUGAAAUGCUAAUGAGUAAGAACACAAGGCCUUCAGAUACCAUGAACAAACAACAGCAGACCCUCCGCAUGCACAUCGACAUUCCCCGAGCGCAGCUGCUCAUCGAAGAGAGAGACACCAUGGAAACAGUGGACGACAGAUCAACAGUGCUACUGACUGAUAACGAUUUCGGAGAAACUACCAAACAGAAGUCGGCCACCGUUACGCACUCUGUCCACUAUCAGUCUCUAUCGCAGGCCACCGGCCCACUGGUGGACGUCUCUGAUGUACGACCUGGGACGAGUAAGAGCAGUCUGUCGAAUCCCACCUCUCGCCGUACAGCUAAAGCUGGUCCUGCAGCACGCAACCGUUAUGCCAGUCAGUGGACACUGAAUCGUCCCAACCCUCCUGUCUCUGUCCACACUCUCAGCACGGACUGGAGGCUGGGGACGCCCAGAGUGGCUGGUUCAGUGGACAAAGAAAGCGACAGCUAUAGUGUCAGUCCGUCACAGGACACAGACCGCGCUCGCAGCAGCAUGGUCUCCACUGAGAGUGCGUCUUCUACGUAUGAGGAGCUGGCCAGAGCCUAUGAACAUGCCAAGAUGGAGGAACAUCUGCGACAUGCCAAGUUCACCAUCACAGAGUGCUUCAUCUCAGACACAUCCUCCGAGCAGAUGACUGCAGGCACCAAUGAUUACACGGACAGUCUGACCUCCAGUACACCGUCAGAAUCAGGCAUCUGCAGGUUCACUGCGUCACCACCCAAACCCCAGGACGUCUGCAGGGUGAUGAACAUGGCCGUACCCAAGGCCCACAGACCAGGUGAGACUACUGGUGGGAAGUAAUGACUUUAAACUCAAUUUAAACCAAUUGAAGCUGAAAAUCCAGUGGCCUCACGGGAAGCGGCGAUGGGCCAGGCCUGUUUGGAGCCGCAGAAGACCCGCUCGAUGAAACGCCCCGCCUUGCUGGAGCCGACACCCAUGCAGGUGCCGACCAGCAGGGACGUGCAGCAGUGGCAGCCGGGCACGGCCUCAACGCUUCCACAGAGAGAGGCCGGAACGGACUUGGCACAGGCUGCCAAAAUCAGCACCUCCCAGGAAUCACUGCUGGACUCCAGAGGACACUUAAAACAGAGCAACAAUUCCUACGCAAAGUCCUACACACUGGUAUAACAAA